AUGAGUACGCAACCACAAUGGAAACGGUUACCCGGUAUACAAUACAUUUUCGAUCCACGAUGGGGCAUGGACUACGAUUUUACCAUCGGUUCAACCCAGAAACCUCGAACCAAGGACAACCAUCAUCACAGCACCAGAUGGCCCACGGUGCAAAAGCAAUUUGUAGCGGAACAAAGUGGGACGGAACAAUCUGGAACAGAUGUUAUAAAUCCAUAUUUACUGGCUGCUGGAGCGGCUAGUAGCUUGUUGCUCAUCCUAGUACUUCUCGUCUACCUAGUAGCUAGAAAAAGACGACAAAAGAAAACUGACGAAGAACAAAAUGCCCAAAGCAUAUUGGUUUAUCCUUCGGCAAAUGGCGAAAGCCAACCGCAAUUUUUGACGAAAGAAAUCCAUUUUAGCCUUCCUCCCCUACGCAGCAAUUCACUAGGAGACCUAGAAUGUCAACAGGACAAUCCUUACGACUCAGAUGUGGAUUCUGAUGCUCUUCUGGUACCUGGACAGUCUCAUAAUCAUCGAAGCAACUCAUUUAGUUGUUAUGGUUUGGGUGUAAUCGAACCGGCGCUAUACAAAAGCACCUUGGAUUUGGACGAAUUAUCUUGGCCAGAAGGUCACAUAGGCCGCAUAUGGUUCUCCUUAAGAUACGAACCUUCAACGGAAAAGCUUCUGGUGUCUCUUUUGAAAGCCAAAAACUUACCUUCUAGGAGUGUGGGAACGAUAAACAAUUGCGAUCCUUUUGUAAGACUUCACCUGAUGCCAGACGAGAGACGUUAUUUGCAAUCCAAACAGAAAAAGAAGACUUGCAAUCCCUACUUUGACGAAACCCUUGUUUUCCAGGUAUCUCAGAAAGAUAUGGUGGAUCACAUCCUGAAGUUGACUGUAAUCGACGCCGGAAGGACGAAACGUCACGCCGAAAUCGGUCACGUGACUUAUCCCUUAAGAGAAUUGGAAAUUGGGGACGGAUCCGAGCAACAACUUUUCAAAAUGGAUUUAGCUAAGGAGCCUCAAGAAAUGCGAUCGGAUUUAGGAGAACUUCUCGUAUCGUUACUGUACAACGAAAACCUUAGCCGACUUACGGCGACCGUUAUCGAAGCAAAAAGACUUAAGUUCCAAGGUGACAAACACGAAGCCUACGUCCGUUUAACUUUGCACCAGCACUACAGGGCGGUCAAAGAAAAACGCACCAACAUCUCCAAACCUUCCAGGGACGGUAACGUUUGUUUCGCCGAAGGUUUCAACUUGAAAAUGGCGCCCACCCAGGCUGACGUCAGCAGUUUGGCUUUUCACGUUUUCCAGCACACCUCUGGAUAUGGUAAGGAUAAAUUAAUAGGAAAAGUGGUUCUGGGCUCAUACAUGUUCACCAGAGGCAAAGCUCUAACUCAAUGGAACACGGCAAUUUCCAGACCUAUGGAGCAUAGUCAGUCUUGGCAUACUUUGUCUGAAUAA
Molecule: messenger RNA, 1443 nt
Organism: Ceutorhynchus assimilis (cabbage seed weevil)
Lineage: Eukaryota; Metazoa; Arthropoda; Insecta; Coleoptera; Curculionidae
Source: the annotation of a GenBank genome assembly